AUGCAGCGCUGGCCCAUCGGCCUGCUGCUCGACGCCGUCGCCACGCUCGCCGGCACGGGUGGCAAGCAGCUGCUGCGGCACGCAGCGCUCACGGGCAAGCACCGCUACUACGCUCUCGGCCUCAUCCUCACGGCGGUCAUCGACCCAAUCUUUGACGUGGCGGCGUACACGUACGCCGCGCAGUCCAUCAUCGCCGCCGCCGCCGGCCUCGUCGUGGUGUGGAACGUGCUGCUGGCGCCGUACACGCUCGGCGAGGCGCUCACGCGCGAGCGCAAGCUCGGCUCGGCCCUGAUCUUUUCCGGCACACUGCUCGUCGGCGUCAGCGGCAGCCACGCGGAGGUGGAGCGGACUCCGGCGCAGUACCUCUCGCUCUUUGCGCGGCCCGAGGCCUGCGCCUACUACGCCUCCUUCGCGGCCUGGAUUGCCGUCUGCGCCGCGCGCCUCUGCCGCGUCGGGGCUGGCAAGGUCGAGCGCGGCUUCCUCGUCGCCGCCGCCGCCGGCUCGCUUGGCGGCAACACCUUCACCACCAAGGCCGCCUCCGAGCUCCUCGCCAGCGGCGCGGCAGACCCGGAGUGCGACGGCUGCCCGUUCCGCUCGCCCGCGUUUUACCUCCUCGCCGGCUGCACGGCGGCGACCGCCUCGACCGCGCUGCUGCUGCUCGGCCUGGUGCGCGCUCUAGACUUCCACACGGUGUGGCACAGCGCGCCGUCGCCACAGCUUGCCACCUGA
This is a messenger RNA of Emiliania huxleyi CCMP1516, 729 nucleotides long. RefSeq lists its product as hypothetical. Lineage: Eukaryota; Haptophyta; Isochrysidales; Noelaerhabdaceae. Gene Ontology annotation, cellular component: membrane. Gene Ontology annotation, biological process: magnesium ion transport. Bases 1 to 729 code for a protein of 242 amino acids. Gene Ontology annotation, molecular function: magnesium ion transmembrane transporter activity. The record is from RefSeq and is a predicted model, not a curated record. The transcript has a single exon.